AUGGUCAUGACCUGUCAUCACGCCUUUUCCACAGCCCACCUCAUCCUAUUGGUCCUGCUCAUUGUCACUCCACAUCUAACUGGCGCCGCCCCUGUGUGGGGUGUGGGUGGGGAGGGGGGGGUCGAGGGGCGCACCCGGAGAGACCGUGAAGAGGACAGCCUUGCCUCCUUUUUCUCUACCCCACCUCAGAGUUUCUCCGGCCCUGAAAACGCAUCCAUAGACCGGGGUCGGAGCCCGGGUCAAGAUAACCAAUUAGAUAAAGUGACGGACCCUGCGCAGGUGCUCGCCGUUCUCUUGGAGUCCCUGGACCGCCCGGGAGACAGUGAAAUCCCGGCGAGCCAAAACAGAGACUGGGAAGAGGAUCAGAGUCUGAAGCAGCCCUCCAUUGAAGGCUUGGAGGGUGGCAAGAUAAGGAGAGCAGAGCAGACAGAGGGAGAAAGGGGAAUGGAGGAGCAAAAGGAGGGGCAAGGGGCUGAUAAGGCUAUUGAAGAGCUAAUUUUAGGCCAUUUGACAGCUGCUCAGGGGGAUGACUUGAACGAAAAGGGGGAGGACGAAGAUAGAACUACAAGGUCAGAGGAGGAUCAGAGGUGGUCCAUGGAGGAUGUAGGUCCUGAUAGUGCAAGUGAAGAAGAGAGGAAAGAAGAAGAGGAGACGCAAGAAGAGGGCGAUGAUUUAGAAAGUGUCCCAGACAAGGAUAGAUCUGGUUCUACCUUACAGGUAGAUGAUCCCGCUCUGCAGCGCAAAAUUAGAGGCUACUUCCAAAACAUUGACUUGGGUCUUCAAGACAAUGAGAUCCUGCCUCCGCUGAAGGGCUAUAAGGCUUACAACACUCAGUUAGCGCGGGUUGGGAAGAAGCAGCACUGGCAGGAUAGCCGGUCUGGCAACAGACCAAUCAAGGGUGGAAAUUUCAUGGAUGACUUUGAGGAUGAGGGAGAGGAGCUGGAGGAGGAGGUGGAGGAAGAAGAGGAGAGCCUCUCCCACAUGGAGGAGGAGGCGAGGGCACGUGCAGAGAAACAGGAGGUUCUCAGGCAGCAGGAGGAAGCAGAGCGAGCCAGAGAAGAAGAGCAGAGGCUUGCAGACAUCGCCUCCGACAUGCUGCUGCAGUACAUGGGCAGGAAGCAGCAGGCGUACAUGAAGCCACGUCAGAAGAGCAGCAACACCGCCGAGGAUAAGCGCUCAGAGGAGGUCCUCCCUGAUGAAGAUGACCUGGACCAGCAGAUGAUUGACAGGCUGAUUGAGAUCAGCAGCAAGCUGCACCUGCCUGCCGACGACGUGAUUGAGAUUAUCAGUGAUGUGGAGCAGAAGAAGAAGAAAAGGAAAGAGCUGCAACAGCAGCCACUUAACAGCAACCCUGUUGCUCCGCGUUUUAGGCCUCUGGUACCUCCUCCUCUAGCCGCGCCACCUAUUUACCACUUCACAGCCUCAAAGAACCCUAAGAAAGCCCCAUAUAAGUACAACAAAUCCAACAAAAAAUGGCACAAGGACAAGGUGAAGUCAUACAAGCAGGACUAUUGGUAUAAGCCUCAGAAGCAGCUUGACUACUGGUAUAAACCCCAGAAACAGUUUUUAGCUUUCCCCUCUUAUCCAUACUAUCAAAAGCCAUAUCGAGCCUACUACCCCGUUUACUUCCCAUAUCCUAAACAACAAUAUUAUGGCAAGCCCUCUCCCUCCAGAGACCAACCCUUUGGCCCCCAGGAACUUGACCUCCAGCCCCCACGACAUAGGCACAGGGUAGGGGGUAAGAACCGUGGACAGGGCUGGAGGCAGCAGCCACCACGCUUGCCUAUCACCCCUUAUAUCUCUAACUAUAUCCUUCCUCACCCACGGACCUACCAACCAUUACCCCCUCCCAAGCCAAUAAUCACACCCAGGAGGGGCAGGCGACCCCCGUACUACUACCCGCAAGUCACACCGGGAGAUGACUAUGAGGAAGAUGGGUUGGUGCCUCAGCUGGACAGUGAGGAGGAGCUGGAGAACUUUAUUGAGAGGAUCUACAUGAAGCGCAGAAUGUAUUGA
Menidia menidia (Atlantic silverside) is the source of this 2016-nucleotide messenger RNA. The record is from the annotation of a GenBank genome assembly. Lineage: Eukaryota; Metazoa; Chordata; Actinopteri; Atheriniformes; Atherinopsidae.